AUGGAAACUGCUAACAGUUUAACACUGCAUGCAUCAACGGCCACUGUCCAAAUGUUAAAGUUACAAGAUGAAAUUAACAAAUACAAAAAUGACCUUAUCCGCUUUAAGAAACAAAAACUGGAAAAGGUGAAUAAUGAUUACAAGUACCAUCAGGUAUACAGAUGGUUGGGGGGAGCACAAGAUAAUUACAGACCGUAUAGCAAGUUGAGGACAAAAAUACGAAAACCAAUAUUCCAGACAAUUGAUGCCAGCUCAGGAGACUCCACUUCUGACCUUGAAACAAGCGAAGAUUUAAAGAGACAGACAUCAGAUCCUUUUUUAGAAAAGGACAGAUACUCAGACGAACCACCAGGGACAUCACGCAUCAAUACUCGAGGCAUAAAAAAAGCCGACCUACGCGGCGAGGACAGAGGCACUGUCAAAAAUACAAAUCUCACUUCAAAACCACCCAGAAUGAGGAGAUGA
Messenger RNA from Pelobates cultripes (western spadefoot toad), 465 nucleotides. The record is from the annotation of a GenBank genome assembly. Lineage: Eukaryota; Metazoa; Chordata; Amphibia; Anura; Pelobatidae.